This is a messenger RNA of Hyposmocoma kahamanoa, 4000 nucleotides long. It is a transcript of the gene Diap2, whose product is annotated as baculoviral IAP repeat-containing protein 7-B. Lineage: Eukaryota; Metazoa; Arthropoda; Insecta; Lepidoptera; Cosmopterigidae. Gene Ontology annotation, biological process: regulation of cell cycle; positive regulation of protein ubiquitination; negative regulation of apoptotic process. The record is from RefSeq and is a predicted model, not a curated record. Gene Ontology annotation, molecular function: cysteine-type endopeptidase inhibitor activity involved in apoptotic process; ubiquitin protein ligase activity. Bases 112 to 1866 code for a protein of 584 amino acids. Gene Ontology annotation, cellular component: nucleus; cytoplasm. The transcript is spliced from 11 exons.
UAUAGGAUAUAAUAUAAUAUUUUUAGCCUUCCCGUCUCAGUAUAUUGUACACGUCGUGAUAAUUGGCUAUUUCACGAUUAUAAAAUAAUUUGCUUGUUGGUAUUAUUAAAAAUGAAUAUAGAGACGAAUAGGCUGAGUACGUUUGCUAAUUGGCCUGCGUCAGCUCCGGUGGACCCGAUACGGAUUGCGAAAGCCGGGUUCUUCUAUACGGGCGAAGGUACGGAGGUGCAGUGUUUCAGUUGUGGUGGAAAGAUCUCACAGUGGAAUUAUGGAGACCAAGUUAUGACGCGUCAUAGGAAUAUGGAGCCGAAUUGCGCGUUCGUGCAGAACUCUCAGUUGUCAGGGAAUAUUCCGCUGGUUUUGAGGCAGGAUUGCCCCAAUGACAACAUGGUGAUUUCAACUGCUACCCAACAGAACAAUGCAGAUACUCAUGAUUAUGGUUUAACUGAAGAUGAUGCAAUGUACAGGACUGAUUUGUUGCGGCUCUUGUCUUUUACAAAUUGGGAAGAUAAUUCAGUUUCCCGAGAGUCUUUAGCGAGUGCUGGAUUCUAUCAUGCAGGAGAGGGCCGUCUGAGGUGUGCCUGGUGUGGUGGAGAGCUAGCUCCAUUCAGGAAUUUUGGAUCUUUGGGUCAUCCCUUAGAUGUACAUAGAAUGUACUUCCCGCGUUGUGCGCAUGCGGCUCAAAUGCGCGCGCGCGCGCAAACUCCACCAGAUUCUCCCUCCACAGAGCUUACCCCUCCUCUUCAUUCGCCCUCUGAUACCAAUGCUACUCAACCACAGUCAUCUGGAGCAGCGCACAACGAGCGGCUGUUGGCUGCUGGAGGUACAUGGCGAUCCCUGGGCGUUGUGGGCGGCGGCGCGCGGCAUCCCGCACAAGUGGCGCUGGCCGCGCGACUGGCCACCUUCGAAGGCUGGCCGGCUGAUCGCGCGCAGACGCCACGUACUUUGGCUGAUGCGGGAUUCUUUUAUACUGGGACUGAUGAUCAGGUGCGGUGCUUCUACUGCGACGGUGGGCUAGGCAGAUGGGAGGCGAGUGACGCGCCGUGGUCGGAGCACGCUCGUUGGUUCCCGCACUGCGGAUUCGUGCUGCUCGUCAAGGGGCAGCAGUUCGUCGAUAGUUGCCGAGCACCCACCACUGCUGUAACUAGAUGUUUGUCAGCAGAAAGCGGCCUUAACAGACGACGGCUCGCUGGCGUGAAUUUUCCUGUCAGUGAGAGUCAGAUAGACGAAUGUAUGGAAAGCGAAACUGUGAUGGCGGCGCUGGGCGCAGGUUUGGACGCUGCAAGAGUUCGACGGGCGAUCAUGAGGCGACUGCGAACUACGGGUCUCCCAUUUAACACUUCCGAGGCGUUAAUAGACGCAGUUCUUGAUGAGCAACUCAAUGAAGAAGCUUGGAGCGUAUCUCCGCGCAACCAGCGGUUAGCCAGAGAUAUCUUAGCUGAGACUUUGCGGGACUUUGCGCCGAGAUCUGGUAUAAUCCCAUCAACACAAGACGAAAGCUCGGAGAAUCGAAGUUCGCCAUCCCUUAGCCCACCAAGAUCGCCUGUACCAUUAGAACCGCUAUCAAGCCAAAGUGCUCAUUCCGAACCGUCGUUGACACAGAUCAAUGAAUCGGAACCACAGACAAGCAAAGCUGAGAGGCCUGAAAAGAAAUUCACACCAUUUAAUAAAACUUUGACUCUAGAAGAAGAGAAUAGACAAUUGAAGGAAGCAAGGCUUUGUAAAGUCUGUAUGGAUAGUGAGGUGUCGGUGGUGUUCCUGCCGUGCGGGCACCUCGUGUCGUGUGGCGGUUGCGGUGCGGCGCUGGCCGCCUGUCCGCUCUGUCGCGCGAGUGUACGCGCUCUCGUCCGGGCCUAUUUGGCGUGACCGCCUAGCGCUGCUCAAAUCCAGGACUACAGCACAUCGAUAUAGAGGGCAUCAUAAUAGAAUGGUCCUCAAUACAUUUUGUGCGUUACUAGUUUCUCGUCUUGAAUGUCUGUAUGUCGUCGGUAUGUAUUGUAUGUGGUAUUUAUUACGCAGUAAAUUAUUAUGUAUUUUUUUAAGUAGGCAUUAUGACUGUCAGUUUUUAUCAAAGAAGUAAUUUAACAAAUUGUUGACGUCUGAUGUUCCUCACUCUUAUCACGAAAUCUGAUAAAUAUAUUGUUUCUAUUUAAAAUUAGAUUUAUCAGUUCCUUGAAUUACGUUAGUUAAUUAAGUAAUUUUAAAAUAAUCCAGUGUUGUAACAUUCUCGUACUAUUAUUAAGUGACUAAAUUUUAUAUAAAACCCGACCGAUAUAUCUGUGGACUUCGGGUCACCUUCCUCUUCGUCUAAUGUCACUCCCUCGUUCGCACAGUACCGUCGUUACGGCAACCGUAGGACUAAAACGUCCUUCGAUAUGUUACUGAUGUAAUUUCAACUUGAUUUCAAAGUUAAUCUGACAUGUCGCACAUAACACCAACUCAAAAAUGGUGGUAUUGGGAUUUGAAAUUUAAAAGACAAAAUACUGAAUGAAUUUUAUUGCGAAUAAUGGGAUUAUUUUUAUUUAUACAAUAAUAUUUAGCCAUCCUCUUAUACAGGAGAUUAUAAAGUUAUUGGUUCCGUUUAGUGAUUUUUGAACUUUCAAAUCGAGUUUUCUCAAUGCCACCAUUUUUGAGUUACGACAAUACUUGGUUUCAUAUGCGAUGUUUUAAUGCUGACCAUAUCAAACCUCACAGUGCUAUUUUUCAAUAAGUCCACAAUUAUCUCGGUCAAGUAGUAAUUACUAUAUACUUUUGUUUAAAAUAGAAUUAUUUCAAAAUCUACCUGUAUGAAGUAGUGUAAAGCAUACAUUUCAUUAGUUCUCUAAAUAUAGAUUGACGAAAACUAAUCGCCUAAUGCCUAGACCUUCCUGAUGUGUGCGUUUGUAAAAUGUGUUAUAUUGUAUGUCACACUUUCGCAAUGUGUCUGCGUGAUAAAAUAUUGAUUGCGUUGAUUUAAUGAAGUUAACGGGUGACUUGAAUAGAAAAACUUAAGCGAGUUAGGAAAAACGGCGUGAGUAGAAAUAAAAACCAGUUCGACUGAAUAGCGCCAGGAUGUAAGUAUAAAAAUAUUUCAUGGAAUGUAAAGAAAUGUUAGCAUACUUUAUUUUCUAUUUUCAUGAGAUUAUACCGUACAAUUACUAUAGUGUAAUCGUACAAGGUAGUCUUCGCUUUAGAUAGCGCGAAUGGGAGAACAAUGUUUCUGCGUAACUGUGUCUCUUUGCUGCGAACUAUUUUUGGUGGUACUUGGUCAUCUUGUGUGUUAGUAUCCUCCAUGCACUCACAUACAUCCCGCUUCUGGGCUACUUUAAAAAAGGGUUUAAAUCAUAGUCCGCUACUCUGGGCAAUUGGGUUUUGGGAACAUUCAAAUAUUCUGAAAAGUUUCUUAACCUUCUACACUAUUGGUCACUUGUGACCAUGGGCUUUGUGAAGAGCCUGAAACGUUCAUAAGCUUGAUGGAAUAAACGUAUAUUGUAUAAGCGAUUUAGGUCCAAAAAAAUGUUACUUUUCCAAUAAACUGUAUAUUAUAGAGAAAUAAAAAAGUCAUAAUUAAAACCCACGCGUCCAGGGGAAUAGCGUGAUCCCAUAUACGAUGUAUUUAUAUAGGAACAUAGAAACUGACAUUUCUCCGAACAAGCCAAGUGUAAUACGAUAAGACAUCCAAAUGCCAAGAAAUUCGCUAGCAGAGUUGACGACAGACAGCUGAUUUAUAUUUCUUACGGCGGAGAGACAGAUGAAGCAGAAACAUUGUUCCCAUACUGCUACUCACUGAAGGUGUGUAUUAGUUUACUUACACCGUGAGGUAUUGUGCAGCGUAAGUGCUAUUUAGUGGUGUAGUAAGACCCAUUUCUACUAAAGCCAAGCAGAUAUAAGGUUGUGUUAUACUACUAUUGGUUAGAAGAUGAAUCGUGUUUUAAUUACAAAUAGUAUUUUGUUAUUUUCAAUACGUGACCAAGUAGUAUGUAUAAUUUUUUUUAAUUAUUCAAUUUCACCAACUUCUGCU